AUGGUCUACCCGUUCGACUAUCUCCAACACCGACGUGACUGCCAAUUCAAGCAGUCUGAACGCGCGGAUAGGAUCCGCCGCCUCACAUCAUACCAUGGCCCCUUCUCGGCCCAGGACCGUCAGAUCCUGGACCGGCCUAUCGAGGAGCUUGUGCAGGAUGUUCACAAGACGGUCCUGAAGCCCAUCGACAUCCUCAAGACGUACGGUAAGGUUGCCAUCAAGGCUCACGAGCGCACAAACUGCCUGACCGAGGUCAUGAUCGCCGACGCCGAGAAGUGGGUCGACGACGGCUCCAUUAACAUGAAGGGCCCGCUGGCCGGCAUUCCCGUGAGCCUCAAGGACACCAUCGUCGUCGGCGGCUACGACACCACCGUCGGCUUCAGCAGCUUCGUUGGCAACAAGACCCCCGACGACGGCCCCGUCGUGCGCCUUCUCAAGGACGCCGGCGCCGUGCCCUACGUCAAGACGAACAUGCCCAUCACUCUCCUCAGCUUCGAGUCCACCAACGACGUCUGGGGCCGCUGCAAGAACCCACACAACACGCGCUACUCCCCCGGCGGCUCCACCGGCGGCGAGAGUGCCCUCCUCGCCAUGGGCGGCCGCAUCGGCAUCGGCAGCGACGUCGCCGGCAGCGUGCGGGCCCCCGCCCACUUCUCGGGGUGCUACAGCCUGCGGUGCUCGACGGGGCGGUGGCCGAAGCUGGGCUUCUGCACGAGUAUGCCCGGCCAGGAGGGCGUGCCGUCCGUCUACAGCCCCAUGACGCGGACGCUCGACGACCUGCGCUACUUCACGCGCGCCGUCAUCGGCAUGCAGCCGUGGAAAUACGACUACAGCGUGCACCCGAUGCCGUGGAGGGCCGACGCCGAGAAGACCUGGCUCGAGAAGCCGCAGUUUCGCGUUGGCGUGAUGCGCACCGAUGGCGUCGUCGACCCGAGCCCGGCCUGCCGGCGCGCGUUGGAGAUGGUCGAGGCCGCGCUCCGUAGGGAGGGGCACGAGAUCGUCGAGAUCGACCCGCCGUCGCCGUACGAGGGGUUGCAGAUCGCGUCGCUGGCGCUUAACGCCGACGGUUGCCAAACGUUCAGCACCUUCUUCCGCACAGGAGAGUGGAACGACCCGGGCGCCGCGCAGAUGAAGUUCCUCAUGAAUCUGGCGAGCCCGCUGCGGUACCUGUACUACUUGUGGGUCAAGUACGUCCGCAGGGACGAGGUCUGGGCCGGCCUCGUGCGGGAUUGGCGCCCGCAGAGCGCCUUUGAGAACUGGAAGCUGGUGGCGAGGAGGGAAGCGUACCGGGCGCGGUGGUUCAGCUGGUGGGACUCGGCGGGCGUGGACGUUCUGAUCACGCCGCCGAACGCGACGCCUGCCGUGCCGCACGAUGGCAUGAAGGAUGCAGUGAGUAGCUGCGGCUAUACCUUCCUGUUCAACCUGCUCGACUACACCGCUGGUGUUCUCCCGGUGACACACGUGGACGAGAACCUGGACCAGCUGCCCGGCAACUUCAACAUCACCAAGCUGAACGGUGUCGCACGGGGUGCGUACAAGCUGUACGAUGCGGAGGACAUGCACGGCCUGCCCGUCGGCGUCCAGGUCGUCGGCAGGAGGCUGGAGGAGGAGAAGGUGCUGUCCGUCAUGAAGAGGAUCGAGGACGCUCUGGGCGAGGACAAGUACGAGCUGCUGGAGAUCGAUUAA
Messenger RNA from Colletotrichum graminicola M1.001, 1686 nucleotides. Its product is annotated as amidase. The record is from RefSeq and is a predicted model, not a curated record. The coding region runs from base 1 to 1686 and encodes 561 amino acids. Lineage: Eukaryota; Fungi; Ascomycota; Sordariomycetes; Glomerellales; Glomerellaceae. The transcript is spliced from 3 exons.